AUGUCCUCCUUUCAAGGGAAAGCAACUCCUAUUGAGCCUACCACUAUGAUCGAGAAGGGUGGUCAUCAAGAUGGGGAGCAAUAUGAUCAAAUUCUCCAAUUGUUGAAGAAAGAUACAAAUGAAGUAGUUGUAAGAGUAGUAAGAACAAUUGAUUAUAUUGAGGAACAAGUUUCAGGCUUCCAUGGAAACCAGCAAGCAAAAGCUCAAGACAAGUUUCAGAAGCUAAAGUAUAAAUAUAAUAAUAUUGCAGGAAUUGAUAAGAGGCUUUUUGAAGUAGAAGAGAUUGAUAUUGAAUAUUCUCAUAUUGUUGGAGAUCAUCAUCAUGAAGAAGGAUUGAAGGAGAAAGAUAGAAUUGUGAGAUUGCCAGGUCAGCCUCUGGCUAGGUUUUCUCAGUAUGGAGGCUAUGUGACUGUGAAUGAAGAAGCAGGACGAGCCUUUUAUUAUUAUUUCACUGAAGCUUGUCGUAAUAAGGACAAUCUACCUCUAGUUCUUUGGCUUAAUGGAGGACCUGGAUGUUCAUCUCUUGCCUAUGGAGCCAUGCAAGAACUUGGACCCUUUAGAGUCAACAGUGAUGGCAAAACACUUUUCAAGAACAGAUAUGCGUGGAACUAUGUUGCAAAUGUAUUGUUUGUGGAGUCACCAGCUGGAGUGGGAUUUUCAUACUCAAACGAGACAUCAGAUUAUGACCACAGUGGAGACAAAAGAACAGCUUCAGAUAAUUACAUGUUCUUGUUGAAUUGGUUAAAGAGGUUUCCAGAAUACAAGAAUAGGGAUUUCUACAUUACUGGAGAAAGCUAUGCUGGUCACUAUGUGCCUCAACUUGCUCAAACUAUUCUCCAACAUAACAUCAAAGCUAACAAGACCAUCAUCAACCUCAAAGGAAUCAUGAUAGGGAACGCAGCGAUAAAUGAUGAGACAGAUGAUAAGGGAAUGUACGAUUUCUUAGGAAGCCACGUGAUUAUUUCGAAUUCAACGGCUUAUGAGAUUGAUAAGUUCUGUGAUUUCUCUCCAAAAGCCACAGAUCAACCUAAACGAUGCAAUGAAGCUAUGGAGAAAGUAGAUAAAGAUUCUUACAAUAUUGAUAUCUACAACAUUUAUGCUCCUAUUUGCAACAACCCUAAUCUCACUGCCACCCCCAAUCCCACCUCUAUUGUUUUGGACCCAUGUAAUGAAUAUUAUGUGAUAGCAUAUAUGAAUAGACCUGAAGUUCAAGAGGCACUUCAUGCUAAUGUCACAAAACUGAAGUACGAGUGGUCAACUUGUAGUGUUGUGAUUUCAAUUUGGCAAGAUAGCCCAUCAACCACUCUUCCACUUAUUCAAGAACUCAUGGACCAUGGAAUUAGGGUUUGGAUUUUCAGUGGGGACACAGAUGGAAGAGUGCCAGUUACUUCAACACAAUACUCCCUUAACGCUAUGAAAAUGAAGGUCAAUACUACAUGGCAUCCUUGGUACUUCAAUGGACAGGUUGCAGGAUACACACAAGUGUAUAAGGGAGAGCUAACAUUUGCCACAGUGAGGCAUGCAGGGCAUCAAGUGCCAAGCUACCAGGCAGCUAGAUCGCUCUCUUUGUUCAAACACUUCUUGGAUGGCACUCCUCUUCCUGAUACGACCAGAUAUUAA
This is a messenger RNA of Prosopis cineraria, 1620 nucleotides long. Its product is annotated as serine carboxypeptidase-like 40. The record is from RefSeq and is a predicted model, not a curated record. Gene Ontology annotation, cellular component: vacuole. Gene Ontology annotation, biological process: proteolysis. Gene Ontology annotation, molecular function: serine-type carboxypeptidase activity. NCBI's taxonomy places the organism in Eukaryota, Viridiplantae, Streptophyta, Magnoliopsida, Fabales, Fabaceae.